ACAGGAGCGAGAGUGAAGACACCCAACAUAAGUCUUCAAUCCAGUUUGAGACGGGUGCUUGCGUGGAGCUAACUUUGAGAAGUAACGCUAGUUGGGCGAUGGACGGAUAGAGUGUGAUGGGGGAGGACUCUCAGACGGCUUGUCCAAGACCCACAUAGGGACUGAAUGUGUCCUCCUGGAGGUCGGGUCUCGAAUGCAAAGCAGAGCGGAGAUGUCGGGAGAGGGGAACUGCUCGGAAUCUGUCUCCUGGGCGUCGGAGCGGACUCCCUCGGCCGGCGUUGGGGUUACCACGGCACUGGCCUCGGUUCUGAUCUUCACCACGGUGGUGGACAUCGUGGGCAACGUGUUGGUCAUCAUCUCGGUCUUCAGGAACAGGAAGCUGAGGAACCCCGGCAACAUCUUUGUCGUUAGCCUUUCAGUAGCUGACUUGGUUGUGGCAAUUUAUCCUUACCCACUGAUUUUAUUUGCCAUCUUCCAACAUGGAUGGACUCUGGGUGAUAUUCACUGCCAGGUUAGUGGAUUUGUGAUGGGUUUAAGUGUAAUCGGAUCCGUUUUCAACAUUACAGCAAUCGCGAUCAACAGGUAUUGUUACAUCUGCCACAGCUUCAAGUAUGAUAAACUCUACAGCUACAAGAACACUAUCUGCUACCUGUGUCUGACCUGGAUCUUAACAGUUGUUGCCAUCAUACCAAAUUUUUUUGUGGGCUCCUUGCAAUAUGAUCCUCGUGUAUUCUCGUGCACAUUUACCCAAACAGUAAGCUCUUAUUAUACAAUCAUAGUGGUGGUUGUUCACUUCCUUGUCCCUAUCGGCGUGGUAUCCUACUGCUAUCUGAGAAUCUGGGUCUUGGUCAUCCAGGUAAAGCGGCGAGUUAGACCCGAUGAACCAAAGUUGAAGCCCAGCGACUUCAGAAACUUCCUCACCAUGUUUGUGGUCUUCGUGUUGUUCGCAGUUUGCUGGGGGCCUCUCAACUUUAUCGGCUUGGCGGUAGCCAUCAACCCCCCGGCCGUUGCGCCCAAGAUCCCCGAAUGGUUGUUCAUCAUGAGCUACUUCAUGGCAUACUUCAACAGUUGCCUCAACGCUGUCAUCUAUGGACUUCUCAAUCAGAACUUCAGGAACGAAUACAAGAGGAUACUGCUGUCACUGUGGUCUCCAAGACUGUUCUUCUCUGACCUCUCAAAGGUUGGGACGGAGGCUAUGAAGAGCAAGCCUUCCGCGGCACCAACCAACAACAAUGUGGCAGAAGUAAAUGUGUAAGAUAACAUUCGCAAUAUUGUCUGCUCACUUUGAUCUAUAUUGUCAUUGUGCCUUGCAUAUUUUGCUUCAUCUAUUACAGCAAUAUCAUUUAC
Messenger RNA from Amblyraja radiata (thorny skate), 1347 nucleotides. RefSeq names its product melatonin receptor type 1B-like. The transcript has 2 exons. Gene Ontology annotation, biological process: G protein-coupled receptor signaling pathway. Gene Ontology annotation, molecular function: melatonin receptor activity. NCBI's taxonomy places the organism in Eukaryota, Metazoa, Chordata, Chondrichthyes, Rajiformes, Rajidae. Bases 194 to 1255 code for a protein of 353 amino acids. Gene Ontology annotation, cellular component: plasma membrane. The record is from RefSeq and is a predicted model, not a curated record.